GAAGCAGGCUCCAUGCACUGGGAGCCCGACGUGGGAUUCGAUCCCGGGUCUCCAGGAUCGCGCCCUGGGCCAAAGGCAGGCGCUAAACCACUGCGCCACCCAGGGAUCCCUCAAUGCAACUUUUCAUCUAAAGGUUUCAUCUAGCCCCUCUCUUCCUUGGCGCCACCUGCGGAUGUGGCAGCCAUCAAUUGCUGGGCAUCAUGGCUGCCCUCAGACCUCUGGUGAAGCCCAAGAUCAUUAAAAAGAGGACCAAGAAGUUCAUCUGGCACCAGCUGGACCGAUAUGUCAAAAUUAAGUGCAACUGGUGGAAACCCAGAGGCAUUGACGGGGUGCGCAGAAGAUUCAAGGGCCAGAUCUUGAUGCCCAACAUUGGUUACAGGAGCAGCAAGAAAACAAAGCACAUGCUGCCCAGUGGCUUCUGGAAGUUCCUAGUCCACAAGGUCAAGGAGCUUGAAGUGCUGCUGAUGUGCAACAAAUCCUAUUGUGCAGAGAUUGCUCACAAUGUAUCCUCCAAGAACCACAAAGCAGUUGUGGAAAGAGCAGCUCAGCUGGCCAUCAGAGUCACCAGUCCCAAUGCCAGGCUGUGUAGUGAAGAAAAUGAAUAG
Molecule: messenger RNA, 605 nt
Organism: Canis lupus familiaris (dog)
Lineage: Eukaryota; Metazoa; Chordata; Mammalia; Carnivora; Canidae
Product: 60S ribosomal protein L32-like
Exons: 1
Coding region: 201-605 (134 amino acids)
Biological process (GO): translation
Cellular component (GO): cytosolic large ribosomal subunit; ribosome
Molecular function (GO): structural constituent of ribosome
Source: RefSeq, a predicted model, not a curated record